AACAGGUGCAUUGUGGGAAGCGACGUGUGACGCCGUCUGUUUAUCUCUCCGGCGGAGCUGCGACGUGAACCGUCGCCGACAUUAAGUCCGGCAGCGAUUCCAGAGACGCGAUUUGCAGCCGCGGGCGCCACACGGAGGGAAACAUGGAGGCGGGUGAAGGUGUCAGCGCCUCCACCCCCACUGAGGAGCCGAACGGCUCCGGACACCUGAUGGAUUUCCUGGACGAGCCUUUUCCCGACGUGGGCACGUAUGAAGACUUCCACACCAUCGACUGGCUGAGGGAGAAGUCCCGGGACACCGACCGCCACCGCAAGAUCACCAGUAAGAGCAAAGAGUCCCUGUGGGAGCUGAUCAAGAGCCUGCUGGACGCCUGGUCGGGAUGGGUGGUGAUGCUGCUCAUCGGACUGCUCUCAGGCACGCUGGCCGGGGUCAUCGACCUGGCGGUGGACUGGAUGACGGACCUGAAGGAAGGCGUGUGUCUGACGGCCUUCUGGUACAGCCACGAGCAGUGCUGCUGGACGUCCAACGAGACCACCUUCGACGACCGGGACAAGUGUCCUCAGUGGCAGAAAUGGGCCGAGCUGAUGACGGGCCACGCCGAGGGCGCCGGAGCGUACGUGUUGAACUACUUGCUCUACGUCAUGUGGGCGCUGCUCUUCUCCUUCCUGGCCGUGUCCCUGGUGCGGGUGUUCGCUCCGUACGCCUGCGGCUCGGGUAUCCCGGAGAUCAAGACGAUCCUCAGCGGCUUCAUCAUCCGGGGCUACUUGGGCAAAUGGACGCUGCUGAUCAAGACGGUCACCCUGGUUCUGGCCGUGUCGUCGGGUCUCAGCCUGGGGAAGGAGGGCCCUCUGGUCCACGUGGCGUGCUGCUGUGGAAACCUCUUCUGCAGCCUCUUCUCCAAGUACAGCAAGAACGAGGGCAAGCGGCGAGAGGUGCUAUCGGCCGCAGCAGCAGCCGGCGUGUCGGUGGCCUUUGGCGCGCCGAUCGGAGGAGUUCUGUUCAGCCUGGAGGAGGUCAGCUACUACUUCCCCCUGAAGACUCUGUGGCGCUCGUUCUUCGCCGCGCUGGUCGCCGCCUUCACGCUGCGCGCCAUCAACCCGUUCGGCAACAGCCGCCUGGUGCUGUUCUACGUGGAGUACCACACGCCGUGGUACAUGGCCGAGCUGGUGCCCUUCAUCCUGCUGGGCGUGUUCGGGGGCCUCUGGGGGACCCUCUUCAUCCGGGCCAACAUCGCCUGGUGCCGGCGCAGGAAGACCACCCUGCUGGGGAAGUACCCGGUCCUGGAGGUCAUCGCCGUCACGGGCAUCACCGCCGUGCUGGCGUUCCCCAACCCGUACACGCGGCGCAGCACCAGCGAGCUCAUCUCGGAGCUCUUCAACGACUGCGGCGCGCUGGAGUCGUCUCAGCUGUGCGAUUACGUCAACAACCCCAACAUGAGUCGGCCCGUGGACGACAUCCCGGACCGCCCGGCGGGGCCCGGGGUCUACAACGCCCUGUGGCAGCUCGCCCUCGCGCUCGUCUUCAAGAUCGUCAUCACCAUCUUCACCUUCGGCAUGAAGAUCCCGUCAGGCCUCUUCAUCCCCAGCAUGGCGGUCGGCGCCAUCGCAGGACGCAUCGUGGGCAUCGCCGUGGAGCAGAUGGCGUACCACCACCACGACUGGCUCAUCUUCAAGAACUGGUGCCGGCCCGGCGCCGACUGUGUCACGCCGGGCCUCUACGCCAUGGUGGGCGCCGCCGCCUGCCUGGGUGAGCCGCGGCGCCCUCAGAAGCGAUCGUCCCCUUUGCUUAGACAGUCCCGUCCUGAAAGUCAUGAGCUUUUACCCGCCGAUUGUGAUGGACUUCGGGGUGUGUACUGUGGACUGAACGGGUGACACAUCCAGUUCAAUGGUGCCCCGACCGAGGACGUCCGGGAGGAAUCAACCCCCCCCACUCUCGCCACCGACGAGAGGGGCCCCCGCGGAAAGGCCCCCCUUUGGGCGUUCCUCACGCAGGAUCCCACCCGGGUGGAGGAGUUGGAGGCGUUGAUAAAAGACACGGAUUACAAGGGUUUCCGGGUGGUAAUUUCCAGAGAGUCGGAGAGGUUCAUGGGUUUCGUGCAGGGCCGGGACCUCCCCUUGGCAAUCAAAACCGCCCGCCAGAAGCAGGACGGCGUGGUCAGCAGCUCGGUGGUCUACUUCACCGAGGACGCGCCGCUGCUGCCGCCCACCAACCCGCAGCCGCUGAAGCUGCGCCGCAUCCUGAACCUCAGCCCCUUCACCGUCACAGACCACACCCCCAUGGAGACGGUGGUGGACAUCUUCCGCAAGCUGGGCCUCCGCCAGUGUCUGGUCACCAGGAGCGGGCGCCUCCUGGGCAUCAUCACCAAGAAGGACGUCCUGCGCCACAUGGCCCAGAUGAUGAACCAGGACCCGGAGUCCAUCAUGUUCAAUUAGACGAAGGGCGGCGUCGUCACGGUAACGUGGAGGCCAAUGGACUGCUGAUCAGCUGAUGGUCUCCGGUCCUUCAGAGACUGAAGACUAAUCAUUAAUCGAUAAGGAGGUCUCGCACGAUUCAUUCCUUCACCUCCUUCAGGGUCCCCUUAUUGAAUGAUGUCAUCCUCGCCCAUCAUUUAGGGGCCGAUCGGCUUCAUGGUUUCAUGUCAGCGGUGAUCGAACGGCACAGAAGAUGAAAGCGACCGAAGCCUCAUUUCACCUUUUGUUUGCUGCCAUUUUUCUGUUUGUUUCCCUGAAGACACAAACUGACACUUUAAGCUGUCAGUUCACAUUCGUCUCUUUGGAGUUUUGUGUCAAUGAAAAGGUGUCAAAAGGCCCCCCCCCCCCCCCCCCCGCCCUGUUAAUCACUCCUCACAGAGCCCCCCUGCUGCUCCUUUACGCAGGGGAGGGUCGUCCAGCUGUGGCUUGAUGUUUGGCUGGAGGAACAUCUGUAAGUGAACUGAACACGCCUGAAGAUCAUUUGCAGCACGUAGAGAUUGAAGGUUGCACACGAGCCGUUGGUUUUAUUUCCUUGUUGUUGUUGUUGGUCGGAGCUCCCAGCUGCUAACGCGUCAUCACACAUGAGGGAAGUCCCACUUUAAAGCUGCUGUUUAGAGUCGUCGUGUUGUUGUUUCCUUACGUUUUAUUUGUUACACUAAAUAUUUAUCAGAGGUCACUCGGUUAUUUGCACUUUUAUUUAGCUUUUUUAAUUUGUCAAUGAAGUGAUAAAAAAUAAACCAUAAUAAAUUGUU
Molecule: messenger RNA, 3223 nt
Organism: Gasterosteus aculeatus aculeatus (three-spined stickleback)
Lineage: Eukaryota; Metazoa; Chordata; Actinopteri; Perciformes; Gasterosteidae
Source: RefSeq, a predicted model, not a curated record